AUGUCUUCGAUUAUUGAACUUUCGGAUAUAGAUGAUUAUAAUGAGAAAGACUUAAUUAAAAUGAGAGAGAAUAAUAGUGAUAGCGAAAACGAAUUAGAAAGCGAAGAAACAUUAGCUUUCUUUACUUCUCAACUGCGAGUUCCCAAAGUUAUAUAUACAACUGUUCCUAUAGAAUAUCCAGAUACAUCUUCAGAAGGAGUUGCAACCGUUUACAAUGUAACUGGAUGGAAAAAUCAUACAGACGCGUUUUCAGAUAUUCAAUAUUCAACAAAUGGUUCAGGCGGUACCACAAAUAUUCAAGAAUGCCCUUUUUUUGGAGGAAUACCCGUUAAAAAAAAUCAAAGAAAAUGCCAAGGAAUAAAGUUUUGUCAGUUCACUGAUCCUGAACUUGUUAAUCAAGAACACUGUAGUGUUGAUUUUGAUUCUGAAAUUUUUCAACAUUAUACACAACAAAAUAAUAAUAAUACUAAAGAAGCUAAGACAUAUACGUAA
This is a messenger RNA of Rhizophagus irregularis DAOM 181602=DAOM 197198, 492 nucleotides long. The record is from RefSeq and is a predicted model, not a curated record. NCBI's taxonomy places the organism in Eukaryota, Fungi, Glomeromycota, Glomeromycetes, Glomerales, Glomeraceae.